Molecule: messenger RNA, 534 nt
Organism: Nasonia vitripennis (jewel wasp)
Lineage: Eukaryota; Metazoa; Arthropoda; Insecta; Hymenoptera; Pteromalidae
Product: homeobox protein 6-like
Exons: 3
Coding region: 1-534 (177 amino acids)
Source: RefSeq, a predicted model, not a curated record
AUGAUCAUGAAGCUAAACAAUGAUAUCCAAUGCCAGAUUUGCAACGAAAAAGGUAAUUCAGGAAAAUACUGCCCCAAAUUGAUGGCUCAGCAACAAGCUACGAAUAAUUCCAAGGCCUCAUAUAGAAAUCAAAAUUACAACAACUAUAAUAGUAAAUAUAGAAAGAACAAAAAUUAUAAUAACCAGAACAGAAAUUCAAAUAAUCCUAAUUGGAAACCAAUAAGUUGCGAGUAUUGUAAAAAUCAGCAAAUGAAUCAAUCAAUAGAAAUCAGUGCAAAAGCAAAAGAAUGUGAUUUCAAGGACAUAUUAACAACAAUGAAAGAAACUGGAGAAGAAUUGUCAAAAGCCGAAGAAAAAUUGAUGUUUGAUGGAAAAGAAUAUCAACAUAUAUCAUUUGAUAUUGACUAUAUUCCUGAAGGAGCUCAAUUAGUGGACAAACUGGGCAUAGAGGAGAGUUUAAUUUUAAAUAUAGAAGCAAUCGAUGCAUUUGAGAAAACUAAACAACUCAAGAAGCCUAAUAGGCAGGAAGUAUAA